AUGGCCCUUUGCGCCACCUGUCGAGACUUCGACAUCAAGAAAUUCAACUCUGCAUCAAACACUCAAUCCUUCGAGCUCACGCUCGUAGCCAUCGCGGCCUCGGAAGGCUGUCCCUUUUGCAAAUUCAUAUACGCGAAUAAACCUGCCCAUAAUGUAGCAUGGGAAAUGAGUACUUUAAGGGUGUAUUUCAAGAUGUUGACUCCGCCUGAUGUUGGAUAUGAUAUGUUGCCGCCAGGACCUGGAUUGCGGUUCACGCAACUGCAGGUUUGGGUAGGAGGCAAGGAAUCUCUUGUUAAAGGGAGGUAUCGUAAGGAGUUUAGAUUGGUUUCGGAUCCAGGUAGUGCAGCUGAACUAAGUGGAGAUAUCCCACGAGCGUAUAUUGGGAAUACUUCGGAUUCGGAAUAUCAGUUCAAUGUUCUGAGGCAAUGGCUAGUGGAUUGUCAAUCGCGGUCUCAUUUUGCUUGCAACACGACGAUCUCCGGAGAUGUCUUGAUCGAUGAUAAUUAUCACGUACCUUUGCCUUCACGCUUAAUAAGCGUGGGGUAUCCUGGCGAUAAAAUGGUUUAUUUGCGGGACACUGGGGGAGAGAAAGGUGCUUACAUUACUCUAAGUUAUGUCUGGGGUGGACCAGGAAGGAUACCGAAGACUACUUAUUCAAAUAUCGCAGAGAGGAAAGGCGGCAUCUUGGUCUCGAGCUUGCCAAAGACGUUCCAGGAUGUUAUCAUCAUUACCAGGAAGUUGAAUGUACCUUAUGUAUGGAUAGACGCCCUCUGCAUCAUCCAAGACGACGAGAAAGACUGGGCUCGACAAGCGGGCCAGUUGUCUAGGAUAUACCAGUUUUCUCUUUUCACCGUGGCAGCUACCGGAGCGGAAGAUACGAGCAGAGGAUGCUUCUUGGACCGAGUGCCGACAUCUGUCGAGAUUGUCCCUGUGAUAAGCCUCCCAUAUCGAACGAAAGAAGGCGUUGUUUCGGGGCGGUUCAUGGUAUUUGAGCAGCACAAGACAUUCGCAGAAGAGUAUGACCGCUUUGUUGAGAAAAGCCCCUUGCUGAAACGGGGUUGGGUAUUCCAGGAACGAGUGCUUUCGAGACGAAUGGUUCACUAUACCAAAGGGAAGAUUUUCUUCGAGUGUAGGACACAUAGAUUUAUGAAUGAGUGUCAGGAGGGUGUGGGCAAAGGCGAGACCCAGCUGGGAUUCUGGGGGCCAGAGAUCAAGGCGGGAACGAUGUUUCCAAAGAAGGAUCAGAAUCCGUUCGACUCUACUCUCAUGGGUCGUUGGUAUAUGGCUAUCAAAAUUUACUCGCAGUUAAGGUUGACGAAGACAAGUGAUAAACUUGCUGCAGUCGCGGGAGUUGCGAGGGAAUUUCAGAUGUUGUUCUCAAAAGAGAGAGAGGCGGCUGGGAAAACAAGCAGAGAUGGUUCGGCAUUGCAUACACCGCUUUAUGUUUCGGGUCUCUGGUCUCAUGAUCUCCUGUAUGGUCUAUCGUGGUAUCCGUCUAAGCCUCCGAAGCUGUGUAUUGCGGGCAACAAAGUUCCUUCAUGGUCUUGGGCGAGUUGGCAUACCCCAAUCGAAUGGCCGGGAGUCAUGACCUUCAAACCCGAAUGCAGGAUCAUUGUUCCAGAAAUGCUAGAACAGUACAAGAGGAUUGAGCCGAGUUCCGUGAAGUCGAGGCAGGGGGUGAAAAGCUCUGAACUUUCGAACUUCGAAGCGGACCUUCCACGAGGAAUCACUUUGGACACAACAAUGUCCUUUCUUUCGGAGCUCCAGGUCACUGGAAAGAUCCGAGAAGUGUGGAGGAGACCUCAAAAUGCCAAUUGUCUAACAAAUGAUGAGAGAAAGGAGUUCUCUGAUGCUUCGGAAAUGGGUGUGGUGGAGAGGCACUGGUUGCAGUACUGCCAUGCAGUGUAUUUUGAGAAAAAUGCAGCUAAGCCUGCCGGCUAUGGUUGUUUUGAGGAUCAUUGGCUUGCAAAGAGCGUGGAAUUAUUUCGUUGGGAAGAGACUGGCGCUGCACUGAAUGGAGGACUCGACGAAGCUGAAGCUACAGCUUUGUUGCUGUCGUUGAAGGAUAAAGGUUUGGGGAACAACAGAUCUGCACCAAUCAACCAGACUGGCGAUGAUUUGGAACAUGCGAUUGCGGCGUCGUUGGGGAAAGCAGCUUCAAAGAAAGGCGUACCUCACCAGGCUGACUUGGAUGAAGAGUUUAAUGACCAGUUGGCAAUUGCUCUUAUGUUGUCUGCUGAAGAGAGUUCAAUGAGUAAAAUUCCGAGUGGCGGGGCGGAAGAUGCUCAGCUGGCACAGAUGUCAUGUCAAGUGGCGGACGCUGAUGAGAGUACAAACAACCUCGAGCAACCUUCACCCUCGAUAGAUGCGAACACGAAGAUGGCUAACAACGCUCAUCUUACAGAAGAGCCAUCAGAAGAGGCUAUUCUCGCAAGAAACAACGAAAUUAAAGAACUAGUGCCUUCGCUCCCAAACACCAAUACCAAUCACCACGCAGUAGGCGGAAAGAACAAGCAGUUAGCAGUCAUUGAGGAGAACCCUCACUCAGUGCCAACUAUUUAA
This is a messenger RNA of Hyaloscypha bicolor E, 2562 nucleotides long. Its product is annotated as HET-domain-containing protein. Lineage: Eukaryota; Fungi; Ascomycota; Leotiomycetes; Helotiales; Hyaloscyphaceae. The transcript is spliced from 2 exons. Bases 1 to 2562 code for a protein of 853 amino acids. The record is from RefSeq and is a predicted model, not a curated record.